CAAGACAGAAAAAGUAUCCCCACCCUGCACCCGUAAAACGAAGCCGGCAUCCGGUACCUCCUCCCUCCCUCACCUACCCCGGCCGCCGCCGAUGCCCCUCCUCGCCGAGGAGACGGAUGGGUGGCGCCGGCAGGUUUCCUCGGACUGGCCAGGAUCCCGGCAGCUGCUCUACUUCCAUAGCUGGGCAGGCGCGAGCACGAGCACCAGCACCAGCACCAGCGCGAGAUCUAUGCACAUGUUGUAUGUGCCAAGAUCUGCAAGCAUUAAAGUUUUCAUCAGGUGUCUAGAUCCUCCUCACUGAAAGGGGCUUCCGUGGUACCAAGCCUUGGUAAUGAGCAAGGUUGAACCAGCAUUCCCAAUGAACCAAGUACUUUCCCAAUGCAAAAGCAGCCACUGAAACUGACGGUUUCCGCUUGGUUUCUGAACUAGUAUUGUGCAUGGUGGCUUGGUGAAGUUUGGGGAUAAAAAAGGUUCCAAGUUAUGCUCAAACUCUCGCGGAAAAACAAACGAAAUGGUGACAAGGGCACAACUCUGAGGCUAUCUGAUCACGACCAAUGGACUUUCAGUGAUGGGAUACUUCAGGAUUUUUCUUUCUUUCUUUCUUGGUGCUGUUUACAUAGCUUGCCAUUACUUUGCUCUUGGUAACAGCACAACGUGCACACGCCGGCUCCACAAUGGCAGAACGGAAAACUCAAGUCGUUAACAGUUGUGCAUCACAUGGCUGUUGGCAGUAUGGUUAAGUGACCUGACAAGACCUGAAGGGAACAAAAAAGACAACACCAAAUUGGUUCUCAAUUGGAGCUAGCAUACUCUAGUUCGUCCACAAAAGCAUUAGAUGUUGUGAGUUGCUGCAGAACACCAAACUUCAAAGCAGAUUGUUUGAACAGCCGCAGAUUAGACCAGAGCUAUGCAUGCGUGGAGCUAGCUGUGGAUUUCGGGACGUGUCGCCCUUGGCUACAUACAUGUGACCUUCGGAUUGGACCGAUCGAACAGCAAAAGUUUUACUACGACGCAAGAAACAUCUAGAACAUCUUAUAUAUCAACCAACGUGUAUAGAGGAGUAUUUGUGAAGAGGAGAGGUUAAUUGAGAGCUCGGUAGUGGAUUGGUGAGCUCGAGCGGAGGCCACCACCGGUCCACACGGCGGCCGCCUCCCACACCGAGAGUUGGCCGCGCCGUCGCGCUCCGGUUCCUCCAGCAACUCCUCUCGGUUUUGGCAGCCUACAGGCUCCAGGCUCCAGCGCCUCCAACACCAAGGCUCCAGCACCUGACCGCCGUGAACGUCCAGCAAAGCCCCCUCCCCCGCCUCGUAGCCAACUUGUUAGUACUCGGUGUGUUGCUGAUGAAUUUGGUGUGCGUUUUGCUUGUUUGAUUUCAGUUGCAACUAGGGCGGAAGCAUGUCCAGUGAAGAGGUUGCCACUUCUGUCAUUGCAUUGUCCCCAGUUUUAGACGAAUGCCAUUUUCCCAUGGUCAGAUGCGAGUAUGAACAGCCCUAUGUAAAGUCCCUCUCGACCAUGUUGCUUGGUCUGAGUGCCGCAACAUUGAAGUGCAAGAGAGGCAUCAAACUGAGCCCGGGAGAAAGUUUUAUUUAUGAUGAGGAGAAUAAGGUUCCAAAGGAGAAGCUCCCCCUCAAUCAGAUGCCGCAAGAGAAGCUUCCACUCUAUCUCUAUGAGGCUGGAGUGAGUCCUAAGCACGCAAAGACACUUAACGAUACCCACAUAUAUGUCAAGCGUGCUAGUGAGGGAACUGUGCUGGUCGGUACCUUAUCUGCAAGACAGCCAUGUAUCCCACUCGAGCUCACUUUGGGUGAACAUUGUGUGCUUACACAUGACUCCGUAAGGAGGGACGUGUUCUUCAAUGGGUUUUGCAUCACCAAUCCGGAGCCUGUCACAUUUGAAGCAAAAGAGUUAUGGGUUGAUGAGGUGCACCCAUCUAAAGAGAUUAACAUCAAUCCUCUUGACGAGGGAAAGGAGUAUCACCUUUUGGAGGUUUACUCGAAGAAAAACACAAAUGAGAGUAUAGAUUUUCAUUUUCGCUGUAAGGAGAGAACGUUACUGGGUAAGCUUGCAGGUUGCAGUCGUACCCAAUUAAACUCCGUGUUUGAUGAUGUGGUUAGCUUAUCACACAAUUCACAUAUGACGAGUGUUUUCUUCUCCGGCUACACGGUGCCCAGCCAACCGUUUGACUUUAAACUAAAAGAGUUGAAUGAGUAUAAAGAGCCCGAGGAGCUUAAUCUAAAGGCAACUCCAAAACUAUCAUUGGACCCUGAAUACCAGUCCUACAAGGAAAGGCUUGCAAAAGUGCGCAGUGGCACUCCCAAGCAGAAGCCCGGUGCCAAUUCCAAGCAGCCAGAGGUGAAUCUGAUCACUAUUUCACCACUGACUGCUCCACUUAUCUUCAAUGAUCGGGCUAGUUGCCAGUUUUUCUAUGGCAAGUCCCGUGGGCUCUUCUGGGCCCCAAAGCAAAAGCUUGAGGAUUGCAAUAACAUGGUGGCCAAAACUCCUUUGAAGACAUCUGCUUCCAAAAAGAAGGCAAAGAUCUUCUGGGGAGUUGUCGUCAAGCCUGGAGAGAUAGAAGAGUGUGACCCAGGAAAGUCAUAUCGUCAUUUAUCGCUGAUAGCAUUGGAGACUAGGACUGAAGAGAAUGUGGAAGUUUUCGUGGAGACCGAUGAUAAAUGUAUUAUGCUUGGAACACUUUCAGCUGAUAAUGAUCCUCAUUUUGAAACCAAUCUGGUGCUCAAAAAGAAGUUUAAACUUUGGCAUUCGUCAAGGGCCACAAACAUCUGCUUUACUGGCUACAAAUUCAAUAUUAUGGACAGAUCUACCAAAGGAGGUGAUGAAUCUAACGAGGAUAUUCCGUUACUAAUUCCACUCGACUCCAAUACGGAUGCUGCACAUGGUGCUGACAAGCUUACUUCACCAAGGCCUGCUGAUGCUCCACCCUUUGAACCGAAGGAUACAGUUGAGGAACCAACUAGUCCUGGGAAGCCAAAGGGAGAUGAUAAGGGCAAGACUGUUACAGAGAAUCAAAGUGAUGGCAAUGAUAGUGAGAGUUAUGAAGAUGUGGAUUCUCCUAGAAAGGUGGAGAAAAGGCCAAUGGGAACACUGCCGAAGGCACCUCAGGGGAAGAAGACAAAGAUAGAAACACGAAGUACGAGCAACAAAACUGGAGAACAGGCUUGUAACACAGGUGACUAUGUCCAUGCUGCGACCCUUCGCUCAGCAAGAUGUGCAAGCAAUGCACCUGGAAGCAAAAAGGCGUCAAAGCAGCCCACGUCUCAUACCUGCAGUUCAUGCAGCAGGCAUUUCAGCUCCCCAAUGGCUCUCAGAGAUCAUUCCAAGGCGAAGCAUGGGUCCGCUGAUUCAUCUUAGGCAUAUCGUGGGCAGAGUGAGAUGUUAGCUAGUAGGGUAGGGGUGGGGGUCCUGGUUAACUGAAUUUUGGUAUCGGUGACGCAGAGAUGGUGUGGAUAGAGGUCGCCUUUUCUGGCAUUGCUUGGCACGCACAAUCGGCAGUUUUCUCUCUUUUGUCACCGUUCUGGACUUGUUGUUGGUGGUAUCCUAGAAUUAGAAAUGCUGUUAUCUGUGCCGGAUUCUGAGAUCAGUGGUAAUUAUUUCGGUUGGUCUCUACUAUGUUGAUGGACGUUUCUUUC
Molecule: messenger RNA, 3647 nt
Organism: Lolium rigidum
Lineage: Eukaryota; Viridiplantae; Streptophyta; Magnoliopsida; Poales; Poaceae
Exons: 21
Coding region: 1396-3369 (657 amino acids)
Source: RefSeq, a predicted model, not a curated record